Molecule: messenger RNA, 219 nt
Organism: Cooperia oncophora
Lineage: Eukaryota; Metazoa; Nematoda; Chromadorea; Rhabditida; Trichostrongylidae
Source: the annotation of a GenBank genome assembly
AUGUGUCCGGAAUCCACGACGUGGGGCUGGGGUCGAAUGCGAUUUGAUACGAGGGGCAGAAGAUGCAUUCAACAUUUAGGAAUGUACUACAUGCUGACUGGUCAGAGCCAUAGAUUUGAUAUUGGAUGGUUCCUAACCGAAACUUCGCCAAAUAUGUGGGCUGGCUUGGGAAUAGGAUACUCUCUUUCGUUAUCUGUGCUCGGAGCCGGAUGGCGAUGA